Messenger RNA from Leptopilina boulardi, 2037 nucleotides. RefSeq names its product geranylgeranyl transferase type-1 subunit beta (gene betaggt-I). Lineage: Eukaryota; Metazoa; Arthropoda; Insecta; Hymenoptera; Figitidae. Gene Ontology annotation, cellular component: CAAX-protein geranylgeranyltransferase complex. Gene Ontology annotation, biological process: protein geranylgeranylation. The record is from RefSeq and is a predicted model, not a curated record. Gene Ontology annotation, molecular function: CAAX-protein geranylgeranyltransferase activity. The coding region runs from base 479 to 1492 and encodes 337 amino acids. The transcript is spliced from 4 exons.
ACCCAUCUCUGUUCUGAAUAAUCAGUAAAUUAAUUCCAAAACAAGAGUAUUUUAAAAUUAUUUUCUCAUUUAAAUAUAGUUUAAUACCACCGGUUCAAUUUAAAAUAGAGUGAUUACAUGAAAAGUUAAUUUUAACAUUAUUAUACUUACAAUUCAACGCUACAUCGAAAUAUCGAAUAAAUUACAUUUGAUUUUGUAUAUUUUCAAUAAGAAACAUAACCUAUAUGUCUACAUGACUAUAUAACAUUCGGCGAAUUUUAUAUAGCAUCUCUAUAAAUAAAUAUUAAUUUUUCUGACAUUAUGAAUUUUAAUAGCGCAACAGUGAUAAAUUUACCAUUGGAAAGUGAAAUUUUUAUGAUUAGUGAUUUUAUUGACAAUUGAAAAAUGAUAAUUCUGUAAAGGAGGGGAAAUUUAAAAAAAAAAAUUUGAAUUUUCAACUUUAUUCGUUUAAGAGUGGAUAAAAAAAAGAAGAAAAAUCAUGACUCAACAAGUCGUUAAGGCGUUACACGCGAAAUAUUUUCGCAGAAUUUUACAAAUGUUGCCAAGCAAUUGUGCAUCAAUGGACUCAACAAGAUUGACAAUUGCAUAUUUUGCAAUAUCGGGUCUUGAUAUUCUUGAUUCAUUAAAUGAAUUUUCUGAUGAGGAAAAAAAUUCAGCAAUCGAUUGGAUAUAUAAAUUACAAAUUUCAAAUGCUGGUGAAAAAUCGGGAUUUUUAGCAUCAACAACAUUGCCAAUUGAUGCUUGUGAUUAUAUUAAUGGCCAUUUGGCAAUGACAUAUACAGGAUUGGCGGCAUUAUUAAUUCUUGGCGAUGAUUUAUCGCGUGUCAAUCGUAAAUCACUUGUCGAUGGUAUUGGAGCUUGUCAAAAUUCUGAUGGAUCAUUCUCUGGAAUGAUAACUGGCUGUGAAAGUGAUAUGAGAUUUCUCUAUUGCGCUUGUUGUGUUUCGCAUAUAUUGGACGAUUGGACGGGUAUUAAUGUUCAAAAGGCUGUUGAUUAUAUUUUAAGAAGCAUAUCCUAUGACGGAGCAAUUGGUCAGGCUCCUGGUUUGGAAUCACAUGGUGGUUCGACAUUUUGUGCCAUUGCGAGUCUUUUUUUAAUGGACAAACUGGAUAUUUUGUCGGAUAAACAAUUGAAUAGAUUAAGAAGAUGGUGCAUUAUGAGGCAGGAUGGAGGUUUUCAUGGCAGGCCUGGUAAACCUUCCGAUACGUGUUACAGUUUUUGGAUUGGAGCCACAUUACAAAUGUUGAACGUUAGUCAUUUAUCGAAUUCCGAUGAGAAUCGAAAUUUUGUCCUAAGUACACAGGAUACUGUUGUGGGAGGAUUUGCCAAAUUUCAAUAUGUUUUUGCUGAUCCACUUCAUACAUAUUUAGGUCUGAGCGGUUUGAGCCUCUUAGGUGAACCGAGUUUAUGUCCGAUGUACGCAGCUCUCAAUGUUUCUCGUCGAGCCUACGUACAUUUACAAGAGAUUCACAAAAAAUGGCGAAAUACGUGAUUAAAUACCAAAUAUUAAAAUAAUGCGCACAGAACAAAAAAAAAAAAAAACAGGUAACAGAAAAUUUGUUACCCGAAUUUUUUUGCGAAAAAUAUUUUUUCAUCUAAAAAGAAAAUUCUUCAGUAUUUCUUUUUUCAAUACUAUAUAAUAUAUACAAAAGUUUAUAAAUUAGAGAAUUUUUUUUUUUUUUAGAUAUUUAGACACAUGUGUUUUUUCUCUCAAAAAAUUAUAGAUUAAUUUUUUUAAUUUACAAUAUUUUAUUUUUAUACGCUAUUUUAAUAAUUAUUUGAAUGGCACAAUUUAAUUCUAUUUAAUCGGAAUAUAUAUUCUACAUUUGUCAAUUAAUAUACACAAAAAUGUAUUUGUUAAUUCAAAAAGGAUUUAUUUCGUGAUUUUUUAACUUUUUGAGAAAUACAAAAAAAAAAAAGAAAAAAUGAUGUUAAAAGCUACGUAUAAAAAAUUUUUGUCCUCAAACAACAAUAUAAGAAUGAAAUGUUGUUUUGUGAUAGAUAACAAUGUUGCAAUAAACACGAAAAGUAAUGAUA